Molecule: messenger RNA, 5210 nt
Organism: Mollisia scopiformis
Lineage: Eukaryota; Fungi; Ascomycota; Leotiomycetes; Helotiales; Mollisiaceae
Product: Shikimate dehydrogenase
Exons: 2
Coding region: 117-4811 (1564 amino acids)
Biological process (GO): chorismate biosynthetic process; aromatic amino acid biosynthetic process
Cellular component (GO): cytoplasm
Molecular function (GO): 3-dehydroquinate dehydratase activity; shikimate kinase activity; shikimate 3-dehydrogenase (NADP+) activity
Source: RefSeq, a predicted model, not a curated record
CAGCUUUCUCACCCCAUUCCCGGCCGACUAUACUGUCAAUUACUUCAAUUUUCCUCCUCGAACAUCUUAAACCUUAUUCCAUCAUUUUCCCUCUAUUUUGAGGUUUAACCAUCAAGAUGGGGUCUGCAAUUCCCCCAAAUCCAAGUCGCAUUGCGAUACUAGGAAAAGAGAAUAUCAUUGUCGACUUUGAUCUAUGGCGGAACUUCGUUGCCGAUGACCUGCUUUCCAACAUCCCUUCCUCGACAUAUGUCCUCAUUACCGAUACGAACCUCUACCCCCUUUACGUGCCCACGUUCGAACAAUCCUUCAAUGCACUUGCUUCUAAGUUAGCUACGAAGCCUCGCCUGCUCACCUAUACCAUACCUCCAGGCGAGAGCUCCAAAGGGAGAGAAACAAAAGCAGAAAUUGAAGACUGGAUGCUCUCAAAACAAUGUACGCGAGACACUGUAAUCGUGGCAUGCGGCGGUGGAGUCAUUGGGGAUAUGAUUGGUUACGUUGCUGCCACUUUCAUGAGAGGCGUGCGCUUCGUUCAAGUACCUACUACACUCUUGGCCGCGUGUGACAGCUCAAUAGGCGGGAAGACAGCGAUUGACACCCCCUUGGGAAAGAAUCUCAUUGGUGCUUUUUGGCAGCCGGAAAGAAUCUAUAUUGACUUACGGUUCUUCGAGACCCUCCCAGUCCGCGAAUUCAUCAACGGGAUGGCAGAAGUGGUCAAGACCGCAGCAAUAUGGGAUGAGGAAGAGUUUGCUGCCUUGGAGGACAAUGCAAGUCUGAUUAUGGCAACAAUUCGAGCAAAGCCCAAGGAUUCGUCCACCAGACUUGAUCCAAUCCGAGAUAUUCUGAAGAGAAUCGUACUGGGAUCCGCGAAAGUCAAGGCCCAUGUUGUGUCAGCCGAUGAAAGAGAAGGUGGCUUGAGGAACCUUCUCAAUUUUGGACAUUCAAUAGGACACGCAUAUGAAGCUAUUCUUACACCCCAGGUGUUACAUGGCGAGGCUGUUGCUAUUGGUAUGGUCAAAGAAGCAGAAUUAGCUCGCCACCUCGGUGUGCUAAAACCGGGUGCUGUAGCUCGUCUUGUCAAGUGCAUAUCUAGCUACGGUCUACCGACAUCUCUGCAAGAUAGAAAUAUCCAGAAGCUUACUGCAGGAAAGCUAUGUCCCGUUGAUACCCUGCUUGAAAAGAUGGGCGUUGACAAGAAGAACGAUGGCAAGAAGAAGAAGAUUGUCCUCCUCUCUGCUAUUGGCAAAACUUUCGAGCCCAAGGCCAGCGUUGUCGAAGAUCGCGCUAUUAGAGUUGUGCUUUCUGACUCCAUCAUUGUCUCCCCUGGAGUACCAAAGAGUCUGAAGGUGGAGGUAGCCCCGCCUGGGUCUAAGAGUGUAUCAAACCGGGCCUUGGUUUUAGCUGCGCUUGGAACAGGACCGUGCCGCAUCAAGAACUUGCUUCACUCGGAUGACACCGAAUUCAUGCUUACCGCUAUUGGGAAGCUUGGGGGUGCAACUUAUAGUUGGGAAGAUGCUGGAGAGGUUCUGGUCGUUCAAGGUAAGGGAGGCGACCUGAGAGCUAGUCCUUCUGAGCUCUACAUCGGCAACGCGGGGACAGCAUCGAGAUUCUUGACUACGGUCGUCUCUUUGUGCAAACCUUCCUCGGUUUCGUCGACCAUCCUCACUGGAAAUGCUCGCAUGAAAGUUAGACCCAUCGGCCCUCUGGUCGACUCUCUACGAGCGAACGGAGUUGCCAUCAAGUAUCUCGAGAAGGAACACAGUCUUCCCCUUGAUGUUCCCGCUUCUGGUGGCUUUAUAGGAGGUGAGAUCAAGUUGGCUGCGACAGUCUCUUCUCAGUAUGUGUCGUCACUUCUGAUGUGUGCACCGUAUGCCAAGAGACCAGUCACACUCCGCCUAGUGGGAGGUAAGCCGAUAUCACAACCCUACAUCGAUAUGACUACUGCCAUGAUGGCUUCGUUUGGUAUUCAAGUCGUGCGCUCAGAGACAGAAGAACACACCUAUCACAUCCCACAAGGCAUUUACCAAAAUCCACCUGAGUAUACUGUGGAGAGCGAUGCAAGUUCUGCAACUUAUCCUCUUGCUGUCGCAGCUAUCUCUGGCACAACUUGCACGAUUCCAAAUAUUGGUUCCAAAUCAUUGCAAGGAGAUGCACGCUUUGCUAUUGAAGUGCUUCGUCCCAUGGGUUGCACAGUGGUUCAAAGUGAUUACUCUACCACUGUGACGGGGCCUGCACCUGGGCAACUGAAGGCAAUUGAAGAGGUCGACAUGGAGCCAAUGACUGAUGCUUUCCUGACCGCAUCUGUUCUUGCUGCUGUAGCUAAAGGAACAACCAGAAUUCGAGGCAUCGCCAACCAAAGAGUCAAAGAAUGUAAUCGCAUAGCUGCAAUGAAGGAUCAGCUUGCCAAAUUCGGCGUCACUUGCAGGGAGCUUGAAGAUGGAAUUGAGAUAGAUGGUAUACCCCACACUUCACUUUCGGAUCCAGCAGAUGGUGUCUACUGCUACGAUGAUCAUCGUGUUGCCAUGAGCUUCAGCGUUCUAGCCGUUGCAGCCUCCAAACCAGUCUUGAUCACUGAACGAGAGUGUGUCGGAAAGACUUGGCCUGGAUGGUGGGACAUCUUGUCGUUAUCCUUUAACAUUAACUUGGCCGGCAAGGAGUCGACCUAUCGCAAGCCACCAAGCACAACUGCUUUGUCGUCUAAGUCUAUAUUCAUCAUCGGAAUGCGUGGCGCCGGCAAGACUACGGCUGGUGCCUGGGCUUCCAAAAUCUUGAACAGACCACAAAUAGAUCUUGAUGUUGAGCUGGAGCGCGUGGUUGGCAUGACUAUACCCCAGCUCAUCAAAGCAAAAGGUUGGGAGGGAUUCAGAGAUGCCGAGUUAGCCCUUCUGAAGCAAGUGAUCACCGAAAAGCCAAAAGGCUGGAUUUUCGCCUGUGGCGGCGGUGUGGUAGAAAUCGAGGAAGCACGCCGAUUACUUUUCAACCACCACAAGAACGGUGGUAUCGUGCUUCUUGUUCAUCGAGAUACGGAGCAGGUCAUGGAAUAUCUGCAAAUCGACAAGACUCGACCAGCCUAUGUCGAGGACAUGAUGGGAGUGUAUCUUCGCCGCAAGCCCUGGUUUCAAGAAUGCAGCAACUUCCAAUAUCAUAGCAAGAGUGGAGAAAGUGGUGCUUUAUCUUUAGCUCGAGAAGACUUCGCUAGGUUCCUGUCACUUAUCUCGGGAGAUAGUGCUCAUUUCGAUGAGAUUCGAGCAAAGAAGCACUCCUUUUUCGUCUCUCUGACAAUGCCAAACAUAUCAGAUGCUGCUGAGUUACUACCAAUUGUCACUGUUGGUUCCGAUGCAGUUGAAGUACGGGUAGACUUGCUUGAGGAUCCCAAUUCCGAAAAUGGCAUUCCUACUGUGGAAUUCUUGAGUGUGCAAAUUGCGCAUCUGAGAUCUAUUGUAGCUUUGCCAUUGAUCUUCACAGUGCGUACAGUCAGUCAGGGUGGCCGCUUUCCAGAUAAUGCUCAAGAAGAAGCGCUGAAGCUUUACAAAGCUGCAGUGAGGAUGGGUAUGGAAUACAUCGAUCUAGAAAUUGCGUUCCCCGACGAGUUACUUCUGAGUGUCACGGAGGCAAAAGGAUUCUCGAAAAUCAUUGCUUCGCACCACGAUCCCCGCGGACAACUGUCGUGGAAAAAUGGUGGCUGGGUUCAGUACUACAACAGAGCUCUCCAGUACGGAGAUGUGAUCAAACUUGUCGGCUCUGCAAAGAAAAUGGAGGACAACUUCGACCUUGCGAAAUUCAAAUCGACCAUGGUAGCAGCGCAUGAUGUCCCUAUGAUUGCAAUCAACAUGGGUACUCUCGGGAAGUUGAGCAGGAUUCUCAAUGGGUUUAUGACUCCUGUCUCCCAUCCAGCUUUGCCAUUCAAAGCUGCUCCCGGUCAGCUUUCUGCGGCUGAAAUUCGACAAGGUUUAUCACUGCUGGGUGAGAUUGAGCCCAAGUUAUUCUACCUCUUCGGGAAGCCCAUCUCAGCUUCAAGAUCACCUGCCCUGCACAAUACCUUGUUCGCCCAGAGCGGUCUUCCUCACGAAUACUCUCGCUUUCAAACUGAUGUUGCCACUGAUGUGGUAGAAAUCAUUCGCUCUCCGGAGUUUGGUGGUGCUUCAGUCACAAUCCCCCUAAAGCUCGACAUAAUUCCUCUUCUGGACGACAUCACCGAUGCAGCAAAAUGCAUCGGGGCCGUCAACACCAUUGUUCCCGUUGUUGGUGAACCAGGUCGUCGCCCACGUCUCAUCGGCGAAAACACGGAUUGGCUCGGAAUGACUCACUCUCUCAACUCCGCUGCCUACACAACCGUCUCUUCCGGAUCUCCAGGAAGCGGCCUCGUCAUCGGAGGCGGCGGUACAGCCAGAGCGGCAAUCUAUGCUUUACAAUCUCUCGGCCAUAGCCCAAUUUACAUCGUGUCUCGCACGCCAUCAAAACUCAGCGUCAUGAUCGCGACCUUCCCCGCCGAAUUCAACAUCCUAUCCUUGACGCAGGUAGAAGCUGCCGAGAAGAUUGAAGAUGUUCCACGUGUGGCUAUCGGUACCAUUCCAGCUGACAAGCCUAUCGAGCAGAACAUGCGAGAAGUUCUAGCUGCUCUACUGAGACAUCCUAAAGCCGAUACGAGCCAGCAGAGAACAUUGCUGGAGAUGGCUUACAAGCCGAGUCAAACAGCAUUAAUGCAAAUGGCCAAGGACGCUGGCUGGGUGACUGUACCUGGUUUGGAGGUUCUUAGUGCUCAGGGUUGGUACCAGGUAAGCCUUUUCGCCACAAUUGAUUCUCCUAGUGACUAACCUGUCUAAUAGUUCCAGAAGUGGACUCAGAUCAAGCCGUUGUAUAACGAUGCCAGGGCUGCUGUAAUGGGUGAUGGUGUUUAGAUGUCGUGGUAUCCUUGGAUAGAUGGCGUUGGUUGUCUCAAGGGUCCCAAAAUUCAACAUAUGAUAAAUGUGAUAGAUGGAAAAGCCAUUGUUCACGCCACAUGUCUGUAAUCAAAAGCUGUCAUGUACCAAUUGACUACAACUGCCUGGAAAGACCUUUUCGCAUGACUUGUGGAUGUCUUGUUCUGAUCUGAUCGUCCGAGAAGAUCUCGAUGUAGAGAAACUUUCUAAAUACUCGCCUCAAUUCAGCAGAUAUGAACCAAAAGGAGAGAUUUUUUAGACUUGCUGUUUUACUGCUAUGAGCUUGAAUAACAU